Brienomyrus brachyistius is the source of this 4130-nucleotide messenger RNA. It is a transcript of the gene rnf144ab, whose product is annotated as ring finger protein 144ab. Bases 331 to 1272 code for a protein of 313 amino acids. The transcript has 8 exons. Gene Ontology annotation, biological process: ubiquitin-dependent protein catabolic process; positive regulation of proteasomal ubiquitin-dependent protein catabolic process; protein polyubiquitination. Gene Ontology annotation, molecular function: ubiquitin protein ligase activity; ubiquitin conjugating enzyme binding; zinc ion binding. Gene Ontology annotation, cellular component: Golgi apparatus; ubiquitin ligase complex; cytoplasm. The record is from RefSeq and is a predicted model, not a curated record. NCBI's taxonomy places the organism in Eukaryota, Metazoa, Chordata, Actinopteri, Osteoglossiformes, Mormyridae.
UUUUAUUUUCCCCCUCCCAGAAUAGCAAACUGGCCGAUUCCUUCCAAGCCAUUUCCAGCUCGUAAACUCGCACAAAUGGCGUCUCUCUGUUCGCACAGCUGAUCUGACUUACAUACAUAUAUAUAUAUACACUGCGAAGGGCUUUUUCAGCGCAGCAUUUGCUAUUGCAUGAAAUGUAACGUGUGGUAAUAUAACUGCAAUGCCUGCGUAGCGUUAGAAAGGGACGGCGCCCAGUUGCUAGAAGAGACCCCGGGGUCUAUUGUUAUUUCCCGCAGAAGAUCGCCUUCAAAGCCGCAUGCAAAGGUGGUGCUCGGAAUACUCUCUUCGUUAAUGAACGACGUGGCAGACCUGUGCCUGACGUGGAUGGUCUUCCAGGACCCGACGCCGCUCAGCGCCAUGACCCCCACCAGGUACCGGCCCAACUGGGAGCUGUCCCUGGACCCGCUGGUGACCUGCAAGCUGUGCCUUGGAGAGUUCCCCAUGGAGCAGAUGACCGCCAUCAGCCAGUGCCAGUGUGUGUUCUGCACCCCGUGCCUAAAACAGUAUGUGGAACUUUUGAUCAAAGAGGGCCUUGAAACUGCGAUAAGCUGUCCAGAUUCUGCUUGUCCAAAGCGAGGACAUCUUCUGGAAAAUGAGAUCGAAUGCAUGGUUCCUGCUGAAACUAUGCAGCGGUUCAGGAAACUGCAGUUUGAGAGGGAAGUUCUGCUAGACCCGUGCCGGACCUGGUGCCCAUCAUCAUCCUGCCAGGCUGUGUGCCACCUCACAGAGGCCCCUGGGGCACAAUCCGUCCGCUGCUCUGCCUGCAGCCUGGAGUUCUGCUCCGCGUGCCGCGCAGCCUGCCAUCCGGGCCAGGUGUGCAAGGAGAACCUGCCAGUCAGUGCCUCAGUGCCUGGGGAGACCAGCAAUCCCUUUUAUAAGACUGAGGAGGACACGCCAAUCAAGCGCUGCCCCAGGUGCAAGGUGUAUAUCGAGCGCGACGAGGGCUGCGCCCAAAUGAUGUGCAAGAACUGCAAGCACGCCUUCUGCUGGUACUGUCUGGAAUCGCUGGAUGAUGACUUCCUUCUUAUACACUACGACAAGGGCCCGUGUCGUAACAAGCUGGGCCAUUCCCGCGCCUCGGUCAUCUGGCACCGAACGCAGGUAAUAGGCAUUUUUGCCGGCUUCGGCCUGCUUCUCCUCGUCGCAUCACCCUUCCUCCUCCUCGCCACCCCCUUCGUCCUCUGCUGCAAAUGCAAGUGCAGCAAGGGCGACGACGACCCACUGCCCACCUAGGGCCGUGCCCGAGGGGGGGGUCACGUCAUGCGGCUUCUCCUGCCGCCUUUUUCAUUUCCUCCUACCAGCCCUUGGUUUGGCGGGAGGACCGGCAUGAUCCAAGCCAGGUUUUUUUUUUUAAAUCCGCCCCUCCCCUGUUAUGCUGUUGGUGGGCGUGGCUAAGGAGGACUGUGUUUGAAAGGGGCGGAGCUGCUCUGUGUCCAUGGCAAAGAUCAGUAACAGCAGUGAGGUACAGGAAAGUAUGAACUUGCUCCCUGGUGCUUGGUUCUGGUGUAUUACCAUUGUUCUGCUGAGUUACCAGGGGCUGCCUGAGCUGUAAAGGUGUGGUUCUCACUGUGCUGUUGAGGUAAAUAGAAGCCUGCAAUGACACUGGGACUCCCAAACAGGAAUCCAUCUACACUGGAGCCCAAGGAUGAGUUGAGGUUUACUCUCCAUCUGCACUAUGUAAAGAGGAACUGAUUUUACUGUUUUUUUUUUUUUUUUUUUUUUUUUUCCUCUUAUUUUUCUUUCUCUGACUUCAAAGUAGUUUUUGCCAUCUUUAGUUGAUGUCCACUUUACGGAGGAUAAGUGCAUUUUUUGCAUUAAGGUGAUUUCUCCAAGUUAGGCAUACAUGCUUUUAUUCCGGUGUCAAACUCGUAAGUUCUUAAAACUUUAAAUAAAUUCAGAUGAGUAUUUUCACCUUUUGAAAGCAGUUUUUCUAGUAGUCUUGGUACAGUUGUUUCCUAAAGUGGUAAAGUCUGGUCGCCCUUAAAGACACCCGUUUGAUUAUACCAUAUACAGACUAAUUCUGGUCAAUAUUCAAUCUCCUCCUGUUGCUGUAGGGUGUACUACAAAGCAAGUUUUACAUGCCCGGAGUUAACUUAACAGAGCCAGGUUAACUAAUCCUGACUGUUAUAGUCUGCUUUAAAUGGUACUAUGAUGGUGCUUAUUGGUCAGUUGACUGAGUUUCUUGAUUGGAGUGUGUCCGCAUUCACACAACACGGGUGAUGUCGGCAUUGCAAACUAACCAUGCUAACUAAGAGCCACCGUUUUGAUAGGUAGCAAAUUACCCCCCUUCCCCUGCUUGGCAAAUUGUUUUCGUUAGCACCCCCACCUGGUAUAACUUGGUAUCUGACUGAAGAUGUUCAGAAGUAUCGGCCAUCCCUACUAUUUCAAAAGGACAGCUCAUAUUAGGCUAUGUUUUAUAUUUUUGGAGAAAAAGCAGUUUGCGUAUAUGUUUUUGUCGAAAGGGCGAAACUUGCACCUCUUAAGCUGGAAGUCGCGCUUAAAUCUGCUAAACUGGCUUUGUAGUACAGCCCUCAGGUGUACUUGCUAUGAUUAUGUGGUUUUAUAAAUAGACACGCUGAAGUAUACUUAUUUGGUAGUGUAACAUCAUAGACCCUUGUACUGGUUUCACAGUUUGACAAGAAAUGUCAUGUUGGCUUCUUUCGUACCGUGAAAUACAAGGUCAACAAAUUCAGGGAGAGGUGAGUGGUUCUCCUCAGCUCGCUCAGGGUAAACUGGCCAUGCAGCUGCCCGUCACAAGCUGUGAUGCACAUACAUAACUGCAUCCAUCAGCUCCAUCAAUCCUGGAGGUGGGAGGGGCACCACCACACAGCACCUGAUACACGGCAGCCGGAUUUUACUUUCAUCCAAUCAGCUGAGCUGUAGCAGUUAGAACAUUUUUUUCCAACCAGUCAACAUGGGUGUAGCAAAUAAGUAUGUGGCAAUUAACAAAAAUUUACGGAAGAUUUAUGUAGUGUUUUUAUUAAGGUCAAAUUAGGACUGAAUAAGUGCCCAAUGAUUCUCCUGACCUUAAGUAUGUUUUGGAAUAUUUGUUUUUUUGUUUAAUGCACUAUUUUUGAGCAUGUUCUGCAGCUAUAUGCACAUGUUGAUGUCUCUCCACACCUGUAGCCUGGAGAGAAAUGUGUAGUUGUAACUGUUUGACCACACCUUUUUGUUUUUUAGUAAAUCUGCAAAGCAUUCUGCAGGGUACAUGUGAGCUUAAUUAUGGUUGACCCAAGGUUGCAUAUCUUACCUCAUUUUCCCUCUUUCAACCCUGAAGUUCCAUCUAUCCCAGGCAGUAUGGAACACAAUGCUGCAGUUCACCCUGGUCAGGAUGCCAGUCCAUUGGGCACACAGACACAGUCAUAUGCUUUGAACAAUUUAUUGAUGCCUAACUGUACAUAUGUGUGCAGGGAUAUGCACGCACGCACACUCACAGAUCUGUACUCGUCCCCAUUCAUUUCUAUGAGCAAAACCCUAAUCCCAGCAUGACAACCUUAACCCCUACCCAGCCCUAACCUUAACCAAACAAAAUUCAAGACUUUUGGCUUUUUUGAUUGCAGUCACAGAUUUUUAUAUGAUUGUCCCUACAAGAGGUAACAAUAUCAAAAUUAUUUUUAAGUUUAACACACUGUGGGGUCAUGUCACCACAAUGUAAUAUAUGCAUACCCACACGCACACACAGGGCAGAGCAGAAUUCAACCCCCAGCCCUAGAGAAGCGUACUACCCAAACAUCCUUCCAUCCCCCAAAAAAACACAUUCUCCUGUAUCUGUGUCAUGGUGAGACUUGCCACGUUCUACUCAUGCUUUGGAUGGGCGAUCCUUCAAGGUUCCUAUGGUAACACUAGGAUGAUGCUCCUGUGGUCGUCCUGAGCUUUGGCUGGGUGCUUUGGACCUGGGGGGGAGCAGCCAUUGUUAUGCUGUGAUACUUAAACCAUCCGAUUCGCCAUCAUGGACUCUGUGUCAUUGUCAUUAUGUACAGAUCCUGUAAUACUGCGCAUUUAGAUGUAAGAAAAGCUCAUUGUAGACAAGCAGAGGUGUUUUGCCGAAUCCCUCCAUAUUUUAUUUUUAUUAAAGCAGUACUUAUCCCUUU